Centruroides sculpturatus (bark scorpion) is the source of this 1008-nucleotide messenger RNA. RefSeq names its product snRNA-activating protein complex subunit 5-like. The record is from RefSeq and is a predicted model, not a curated record. Lineage: Eukaryota; Metazoa; Arthropoda; Arachnida; Scorpiones; Buthidae. Bases 128 to 475 code for a protein of 115 amino acids. The transcript is spliced from 5 exons. Gene Ontology annotation, cellular component: nucleus. Gene Ontology annotation, biological process: transcription initiation at RNA polymerase III promoter; transcription by RNA polymerase II.
ACCCAAUUCGUCGUCAAGAUUACGAUUAGGAAGAAAGAAGCGGAUGUUUUGUAUGAAAGAUGGAAAUUUGUGAAGAGAUAGUUAACUAGAUUCUUUGUUGUUUUUUAUUAUAGAUUUCCAUACAAAAAUGGAACAUAAAUUUAAUGAGAAAGCGUCUGUAGCAAAUGAACUUAAAUAUUUGAAAGAAGAAGAAGAACUAUUAAUGAAUCUCAUUGCGGAGUUCAAAAGCCAACUGAAUCGAUUGAAGAUUGAAGAAUUAGCUCUUAAAGCUGCUAUUCGAGAUGAGAAUGUAGCAAAUUUGUUGGAUAGUAACAAAAAUGAUGAAAAUAUGAAUGAUGAAAGCUUCUUGAAAGAAAAUCUUAAUUUGGAUGUGAAAUCAACUUUAAAAGCAUUGGCUAAAGGUGGUGGAUUUUUCUCUUCUGAGGAUGAGGACGACGAUGACGAUGAUGAUGACGACGACUCACAAGAUGAUUAGGACAACAAUUAAACAUCUAACUUGACCUAAACUGUUAUACAUAUAUCUCAAAUACACACAAUAUAGUUUUCAGAAUAGAUGAAUGAUAAACUGAACUAAAGAUGUUAAUACUGAAUUUGGUACAAAUUGUUUGAAUUUCAGCUGUAAAAUGUAAAAAAAAAGACAGCACUUCAAAUGAAUUUAGUUGAAAGUUAUAGUCCAUUGUUGAAUAUAAAUUUUUAUAUUUGGUUAUUUUGUACAUAGAUGCAUGUAUUUUUCAUUCAACUGAUUUUUGUUAAUUUAUCAAAUCAAAACUGAAAUGCCGACAUUUAUUAUAUGUAAAUAUACAUUCUAAUAUCAUUCUAAUGGGAUGAUGGUUGGCAAUGAAAAAUUUCUGGUUUCUAAAAUAUGUUAAUUUAAAAACAAAACAAUGAUUUUAUAUCAUCAUCAAUUUAAAUUGUCACAAGUGUAAAUUAAUUCAUUCUAGAAAGUAACUGCCUAUUCUUAAUUUGAACUUGAUGAUAGCAAUAAAAAAAAUUUACUUUUAGAAAAAA